CUCCUACAAUCGGGAUUCGGGAGAGAAAGAAAACAGUAGCCUACGAAUUUAAAGUCGUUAGCUCUUACCGUUUGACGGACGAAUCAUGAAUGCGACAUUGUCAUUUUUUCUCCUUGUCGCCUUAGCGGUCCUGGGAAUAGAAUCCGCUACCAUAAAACCCCGUUGCCGAUGUAUUCAAAAUGCGCCAGAGGAUACAUGCGCUAAGAUUAAGGCAAAGAUGGUCAAGAGGAUUGAGCGUUUCCCAGCUGGACCCUUCUGCAAGAAAGAAGAAGUCAUCAUUCAUUUCCAAAAAGGAAAAACGCUGUGUGUUGAUCCUGCAGCAAAAUCACUGGAAAAACUGGAAAGAAGCAUCCAGCCGAGGUCAGCUGCCAACAUCAGCACCACUAGUACCCCGGAGACCACGACUGCAGACAACUGAUGACCAUCACAGCGACGUGGAGGAAGAAACCUGGGAAGGAGAAGGACGCAUGCUGCUCAGUCCAAGUCAGACUCUUGGCAUUGAGGUCUCUGAUGGUCAGCCAGUGAUAACUGGGUGCAGAGAGAGGUGCUGGGAUACAGAUGAUGAAGCACUAUUUCUGUAUUCAGAUGAGAAUCAAAAGUCGGAAUGUGGAAGUUAUUAAUGGAAGAAGUUAUAUUUUGCACAAUGUUUUUUUUCAUUUUUUUUCAGGGGUACUUAACUGUCUCUGUAUACCAAUUUCAACAUAUGAAUGUUUUUUUUAAUGUUUAAUCAGAAAUGUUAUUGACAAUUUUAUUUGGUAAAUAUAGCUGUAGAUUAGGAGAGUACAAUUAACAAAAAUUAAAUUUCAACUGAUUAAUUCAUUGCAAGCCAAAUUGUUGAAUAGUUUUGGUUGUCGGAUAGGCUAUGUGUCACAUCAUGUGACUAAUACACAUGCUAUAUGAUUGUCUCAUGAUAACAUUCCAAAUAAUUAAUCAAGCUGGCAAUUAAUUAAAUGUUUUUUAAAAGUGCUUCACAGCCCUACUUUAAAUAGAAGCAAUACACUUUUUAAUCAAUAGAAUGUCUUUUUUCAUUGUUAUUAGAUUAUGAGAUGAUUAUGCAAACUGCAGUACUGUAUACGGUCAAUGUGAAUACAUUUUUAAAUAUUUUAUAUGAUGUUUAUAUGUAUUUUUGCACUUGUUGACGUCUUUGUCUUUCAGUCUAUGUGUCUGGUAAUGUUAAAAUACAUUUUAGUGCUUCAUCAAAAUGUAAAUUCUGACUAGGCCUAUUUAUUUAAAUAAAAAAAUGGCUAUUUUA
Sardina pilchardus (European sardine) is the source of this 1252-nucleotide messenger RNA. RefSeq names its product alveolar macrophage chemotactic factor-like. Gene Ontology annotation, biological process: immune response. The coding region runs from base 86 to 418 and encodes 110 amino acids. Gene Ontology annotation, molecular function: chemokine activity. Gene Ontology annotation, cellular component: extracellular region. NCBI's taxonomy places the organism in Eukaryota, Metazoa, Chordata, Actinopteri, Clupeiformes, Clupeidae. The record is from RefSeq and is a predicted model, not a curated record. The transcript is spliced from 4 exons.